AUGUCUAACUCGACAGCCAGUUACAAGCAGCUCAAGGAGGACUUCGUGUCCAACUUGACCGGAGGCCCAGUCAGCGAGAUCGCGGCGGUCACGGCUGUCUUACCCGUCGGUGCUCUGGUAUGGUCCGCCCUGCAGAGCCGCCAGUCCUUCUUCAGGCCGUACACGAUUGUCGGGUUCAUCAUCGACUACUUCCUCAAUGUCGGGGCCGUCCUGCUCGCAAUCACGCUUUACUCCGACACCCCGAUCCUCCUCAUUGUUCUGCUGCUCGCGCCCGCGCUGCUAGUCUACGCAUUCCCACCAAACCUCGUGGCCCGCAGAAAGAAGCCUAAAAUCCCGGCUACCGCGCAGGCCAGCAAGACAAAGGGGUCCGCGGCGGGUCUAGACGUUCUCUCGACAAAGCCCUUCCUGACCAUCUUCAGAGGUUCUAUGCUCGUCAUUACGUGCCUGGCCAUCCUCGCAGUCGACUUUCGCAUUUUCCCCCGGCGCUUCGGCAAGGUCGAGACAUGGGGCACAUCGCUGAUGGACAUUGGUGUCGGCGCCUUUGUCUUCUCGGCCGGAGUUGUCGCGGCGAGGCCUGUAUUAAAAGAACGCGCUCAAGGCCACGGAACUCCUCUGUUCCGGCGGCUCGUAUACUCAAUGCGCCAUUCUUUACCACUCCUCGUGCUCGGUGUCAUCCGCCUGCUUAGCGUCAAGGGCCUCGACUACGCUGAACAUGUCACCGAGUACGGUGUGCAUUGGAACUUUUUCUUCACGCUGGGCUUCUUGCCACCCUUUGUGGCUGUGUUCCAGUCCGCGCUGAAGUUUGUCCCGUCCUACGCCGCCCUUGCCCUCAUCCUCGGGGUCAGCUACCAGGUUUUGUUGGAGAGUACGGGCCUGAAGGCUUACAUCCUCACUGCACCCCGUGUUGACCUCCUUUCCAUGAACCGAGAAGGAAUCUUCAGCUUCUUUGGGUACCUGGCCAUCUUUCUGGCCGGCCAGGACACUGGGAUGUACGUGCUGCCUCGCAAUAUCACCCGGACUGGGUCCAGCGCAGCGACGCAAAGGACCACUUUGCUCAUGACGAUGGCUGUGUGGAGUGUUGUUUGGCUGCUGCUGUUCUUCUUGUCCACGAACUACAACUACGGCGCUGGAUUGCAGGUGUCUCGCAGACUGGCCAAUCUUCCGUACGUCUUGGGGGUGGUUUCCUUCAACUCGGUCCAGCUCAUGGCCUGCUCUCUUGUCGAGACGAUAUUUUUCCCGUCGUUCUACAAUGCGGCCGACACCAAGGCGGAGAAGGAAGCAUAUGAGAUCGCCACUCCCAGGGUGUUGCGUGCUUACAACCGCAAUGGCCUUGCCGUCUUCCUCAUUGCCAACCUCCUGACAGGGCUGGUCAAUAUGACAGUCCCGACUUUGGAUGUUGGGCCGAUCGUAAGUGUGGGUAUAUUGGUUGCGUACAGUGCAGUCUUGACGGGCGUGGCUGUGGCCUUGGAUGCGUACAACAUUUCGAUCAAGCUAUGA
This is a messenger RNA of Diaporthe citri, 1497 nucleotides long. RefSeq lists its product as uncharacterized. NCBI's taxonomy places the organism in Eukaryota, Fungi, Ascomycota, Sordariomycetes, Diaporthales, Diaporthaceae. Bases 1 to 1497 code for a protein of 498 amino acids. Gene Ontology annotation, biological process: protein localization to plasma membrane; GPI anchor biosynthetic process. The transcript is spliced from 2 exons. The record is from RefSeq and is a predicted model, not a curated record. Gene Ontology annotation, cellular component: membrane; endoplasmic reticulum. Gene Ontology annotation, molecular function: glucosaminyl-phosphatidylinositol O-acyltransferase activity.